Symsagittifera roscoffensis is the source of this 678-nucleotide messenger RNA. RefSeq names its product histone H2A.Z-like. The coding region runs from base 160 to 546 and encodes 128 amino acids. NCBI's taxonomy places the organism in Eukaryota, Metazoa, Xenacoelomorpha, Acoela, Convolutidae. Gene Ontology annotation, cellular component: nucleosome; chromatin. The transcript has a single exon. The record is from RefSeq and is a predicted model, not a curated record. Gene Ontology annotation, biological process: heterochromatin formation. Gene Ontology annotation, molecular function: structural constituent of chromatin; protein heterodimerization activity; DNA binding.
AUCUUGCUAAAAUUGUCAUCUGCGCAGAUUGGACUGUAUAGCCACCUCGGUCUCGAAAUCGAGACAUCACAUCAUUUUUUAAAAUUUACGGAAAGAUAGAAUUUUCAGGUUUCUUGUGACAAAAAAGUUUGUUUUUAUCCUGAGACCGGGUUGCGUAAAAUGGGUGGGGGAAAGUCGGGGAAAGGCGCUGGAAAAGUGAAGAGGCCAGCUAUGUCCAGGUCUCACAGGGCGGGUUUGCAGUUCCCAGUCGGCAGAAUCCAUCGCUUUCUCAAGUCUAUGAUGACGUCACAAGGUCGAGUGGGUGCAACUGCUGCUGUGUACAGUGCGGCUAUUUUGGAAUACUUAACGGCAGAAGUUUUGGAGCUGGCGGGAAAUGCGAGUAAAGAUUUGAAGGUGAAGAGAAUCACUCCCAGACAUCUGCAACUGGCUAUUCGUGGCGAUGAGGAGCUGGAUACGCUGAUCAAAGCUACUAUUGCAGGAGGUGGAGUGAUACCUCAUAUUCACAAAUCUCUCAUUGGGAAGAAGCAACCAAAUAUGAUGAAAUGAAACAAACAUGCUUUUAGUUAUGAAAUAGUUAGCGUUGCCUAGAUGAAUUGAAGAUUCUGCAACUUUGACUGACGUUAUCAAUACUGUCUAUCGUUUAUUUUGUUUCUUGUGUUCGCAAUAUUUAUAACUUGA